This is a messenger RNA of Phyllopteryx taeniolatus (common seadragon), 3054 nucleotides long. RefSeq names its product TBC1 domain family, member 10C (gene tbc1d10c). Lineage: Eukaryota; Metazoa; Chordata; Actinopteri; Syngnathiformes; Syngnathidae. The record is from RefSeq and is a predicted model, not a curated record. The coding region runs from base 223 to 2823 and encodes 866 amino acids. The transcript is spliced from 10 exons.
CGCUGAUGUCAUGGUGAAUGUGUCAUCUUCCACCAAUAACUAUGCCCCAGACUAGUUGAUUUUUCCAUAAAAGAGCACAUGGUUCAGUUACAGAGAAGUUGAUUUAAGGCAACACCGUGCGUCAGUAAUAGUGGGAGAUGUCAGCAGAGAGAAGGGGAGGCGUCAAAGAGGAAGCUGUUCAUUUUCCACCACGGCAGAAUCUCACACACCUUCAAUUCAGUGAUGAAACAGGACGGACACGCGAGAAGUAAACUGCUGAGGCCACCAAGUCGUGGAGGUCCAAAGAUGGUCACUGUUGAGGACAGUUCUGGCUCUGAGGCAGGGUCAGAGGUCAGUCCCGAACAUGAGACGGACCGCUUUGGCUUCAUCGUGUCCAGUGGAGCUGAAGCUCGGAUUGUGGGCCCACACCCUCAACUAGUCAGGCAGAGGGAGGCCAAGUGGAUCAACAUCAUGGACCAAUGGCAGAGCAUCUUGUUAAAAAAGACUAACAUGGUCAAAGUGCAAUGUCAGAAAGGCAUCCCGACUUCGCUCAGAGCAAAGUGUUGGCCUCUGCUGUGUGGUGCCACCAACAGGAUGAACCACAACAAACAACUUUUCCAGUCUCUGGACUCAAAGGCUGCUCUGAAAAAGUGGGUGGACAUUAUCGACAGAGAUCUGGACCGACAAUUUCCUUUCCACGAGAUGUUCCUCUCCAAGGAUGGACAUGGGCAGCAAGGUUUGUUCCAGGUGUUAAAAGCCUACACGCAGUACCAGCCAGAGGAAGGCUACUGCCAGGCACAAGGGCCAGUGGCUGCUGUUCUCCUGAUGAACAUGCCAGCAGAGGAGGCCUUUUGGUGUCUGGUCCAGAUUAGUGAGCACUACCUACCUGGAUACUACAGUCCUCUACUGGAGGGAGUCUUGUUCGACGCAACCAUGCUGACCUGGGUUUUGAAAAAGACGUGUCCUUCUGCGCACAAACACCUGCAGCGCCACGAAGUGGAGCCCCUGAUGUUCGCCACAGACUGGCUGAUGUGUUUGUUCACACGCCACUUGCCCUUCAACGCUCUCCUCCGAGUGUGGGACCUGUUUUUCUGCAACGGUGUGCAGGUGCUGCUGCAGGUGGCGGUGGUGUUGGUGCGUCACGUGCUGGGUCGGGACGAGCAGAGGAAACAGUGCCAGGGCCAGAUGGAGACCCUGCAGAGGCUGAGGGAUGUCAGGUGUGAGGUCCAAAAAGAGGACGAGGACUUCAUAGCAGAGGUGUGUGCUGUGCCACUUUCCUCCAGUGAUCUGGAGAAACAAACAGAGAAGGCGCUGGCAAAGUGGAGAAAAGACAGACCCUCGUCCACUUUUGACCCCAGAGGUCGCUGCCACGGAUAUCGUGUGGCGUGGGAGAGGGCUCAACUCAACCUGGCGGAGCUGGACAGGAAAGAGAGAGAGACGGGCAACCUGUCUGUGCCUCUCGCCCGCUCGGCCUCCUGCUUGUCGCUGUCGCCUUCGCUCCUUCACAAGAGGUGGAGGAAAGGGGGGAACAUCAGAGUACAGAAGGCCAGCGGCGGGGUUUCGAGGCAUCGCUCAAUGGGAGGAAAGGAUUGGAGAAGCUCCAAUGAGUUGAAUUUGCAGGAGAAAAGGGAGGAUAAUAGUAAUAAACAACAAAGAGGAGUCUCUGAUGAAAAGAAGCAGACAAGUGUGCCAAGAGAAAUAACCCAAACUCCAGUUGGUCAACAUAUUCGUUUGACCGAACAUGACGCUCACCAGGACCUAGAAGAGGAGCUUUUAAGUGAUUACAGAGACAUAGAGGUGGCAAGGAGUCCUUUGGAGACAGACCAAGGAGAGCCUAUAGCUUUAAACAAGGAUGACAUCAAAUCAGAGUCAGCAGCGAAAAAUGUGGCAAAGAGAGACAAAACUGAGGCUGUUUCAACAUCUGAGCACCAAACAAGAUCAAAAUUGGAUCAGGAUACAUCUAGUGAAGCUGUCAAGCUGUUGGGGACUGACUGGAGCUUGUCAUUGGGAGACACUUCCGGAGCAAAAUACCAUAGGACUGAAUCAUUAACAGAAAUGAACCCAGAACCCCAGAUAGAAACACAAAUUCACAUCCUGGCGCAGACCCAAGAAGAUGAGGUCGGGGAACACAAAACCACGCAGCAUCAUUUAGAUGACAUUCGAAAAUAUGACAAGCUAUGCUACACAAAUACUACGUGUAAGUCCUCGCUUCAAUGCAUCCAUCAGGUAAGAAGAAGAAGUGAAGCGUGUUGUCUUUGUUAUGAGACACAAAACAACACAACUGAACAAAAACAAACAGAUAAGGAAAUAAUUCCCAGCCUGAAACAAGUCUCUGUGAACAGGACUCCCCGCUUUUUUGAUGACGCCUGGCUCCCCAAGUCCUCCAGCUCAAAGUUAACGCGACGUCUUGCGCAAGAUCUCUUCACCCACCCCGGUCAAAGUGUUCGAGACACCCACUCUCCAAACCCAACUACUCAUCAGACCGUAGCAGCACAACAUGGGCCGCUCGAGCCUGCUAAACAUUUCAGUCUUUUCCGCAGGCAGCCCAAAAUGAAUACAGAGAAGAGGGCAGCCAAAAUCCAAGUCCCCACCAUCUUGAUCCAAGAUUUCAGUGAGGGAACGGGAAAAAUAGUUGAGGAGACAGCGAGCUCCAGGGAGAGCAGGAGGUGGUGGCAGCGUGAGCGAGAAAUGAGGGCGAAAGAGGAGGAAAGGUUGAGGAGAAAGAGAGAAAAAGAGGUGAAGAAGGAUGGAGAGAGAAGGAAACCGCAAACAAGGGGAAAAGGUUUUCAGGUGCAAGGAGACACAUUGGAAUGCUCCUCCUGUUAUGCUGAAGCUUACUUUUAAUCCAUUCUUUUUGCUUAAUAUUCAAGUUGGAUGAAUGCAUUUGAAUGCUGUGAGUCACGUACAUUAACAUUGUUUACUUUCGUUUGGUUUAUUCAAAGGAAAUGAUUUGCAUCUUGUAUACAAAACAAACCCCAAGUGCUUAAUGUUUAGUUUUAACAUGAUUCCAAAAGUUUGCAAUGUAACAACCCAAUAACAAUAUUCAUAAAAAAAUAAAUUGCCUAUUUUACAUUA